Molecule: messenger RNA, 1239 nt
Organism: Lithohypha guttulata
Lineage: Eukaryota; Fungi; Ascomycota; Eurotiomycetes; Chaetothyriales; Trichomeriaceae
Exons: 1
Coding region: 1-1239 (412 amino acids)
Molecular function (GO): zinc ion binding; 5-methyltetrahydropteroyltriglutamate-homocysteine S-methyltransferase activity
Source: RefSeq, a predicted model, not a curated record
AUGCCGCCACCACCCUUUCGAGCAGACCAAGUAGGAUCCCUCCUCCGACCUCAGGCCCUGAGAGACGCCCGCAACAAUGAAGACUACACUGUAGUAUACACACGUCAAGUAUCUGACAGCAUCAAAAAAGCCGAACAAUCCGCCAUCGAACUCGCAGUCCACGUGCAAAUCACCCGCGACAUCUUACCCAUCGUCAAUGGAGAAUACCCACGAGCCAUCUACUUCUCCGGGUUCUUCGAAAACCUCCACGGAAUGAUCGUCUUCGACGCCCUGCCCGUCCCAGACGCCUUCCGCACAGACUUCCCCACCACAACAGGUCUCCUUAAAUCCUUCGGCCUCAAGACUCGAGCAAGCGUCAUUGCAACCAACAAAAUCAGCUUCAACCCAGACUCACCGCCCUACCUCUCCGAAUGGCUGCAACUGCGCGAUUUGUUACCAGACGAAACGUACUGGGAAAAGACCAAAAUCACCAUCCCGGCCCCUUCCUACCAGCACAUCCAGCUCAAGCCUGGGGCGGCAUCCACGCCCGACUCAGGCUAUAAAGACGACGAGAGCUAUUUCCGCGACCUGGCCGCCUGUUACACAAAGACAAUCGAGACACUGUACGACCACGGCUGUCGAUACGUACAGAUCGAUGAUCCGCAUUUGACCUAUUUCUGCGACGAAGGGUUUCUGGCCGGCUGUGCCAAGGACGGAACCGAUACCGACAAACUAUUAGAUCUGUACAUAAAAGUAUAUUCCUGGAUAUUUGAGCCGAUAAGAGGGAGCAGUAAAUAUGCUGAUCUGAAGACGGGAAUGCAUCUGUGUCGCGGCAACAUGCUGGGGAGUACGCAUUGGGUCAGUGGUGGGUAUGAGAAGAUUGCGAAGAAACUGUUUAAUGAGACGGAGGGGAUUGAUACUUUUUACUUAGAAUUUGAUGAUGAGACGAGGGCGGGUGGGUUUGAGCCGCUGAGGUUUCUGCCGAGGGGGAAGCAUGCCGUGUUGGGGUUGGUGAGUACGAAGACGGCGGAGAUGGAGAACAGGGAAGUGCUUGUGAGGAAGAUCAAUGAGGCGAGUAGGGUGAUAGCGCAGGCCUGGGGCGUAAGUGAACAAGAGGCACUUGUUGAAGCGCUGGCUAUUAGUCCACAAUGUGGGUUUAGUAGUCAUUCUGCCAAGGGUGGUCUGGGUAUGACUCGGGAGAAGCAAUGGGAAAAGUUGGAGCUGUUGCGGGAUGUUGCUCGGAAAGUGUGGACAAGCUGA